UCAAUGAGAUCUUUCUGUACUCUGCUCCUAAUAAGAUUUUCCUCUUAUUCAUCUCGCAGGUAACCUCUAAACGAACCUUAUGAAGAAAACAUUGCCCUUUGCCUUUCGUCUGAAAGGAAAGUACGCAGGAUUAACAAGAACAAGAAAUGAAUUGGAGAAAUUAUAUUUCAAGCUACAUACCUUUAAAUGUAAGGAAAGGGAGGAUUGUGCUGUAAAAAGAGGGGUUGGUAAAGAGAAAAUAAGGCUACAGCAAUACAGAGACUGGGAAGAGGAAAUGUCCUAUUCAGGAGUCCAUAUCUGUGAACUUCAGGCAUAAUAUUAGAAUAAUAAAUGUUAAAAAAUGGAAAAUUCAUUGUCAAAAUCACACACAGGGGAGAAGCGACAUAAUUGUAAGGACUGUGGGAAAUGUUUCAUUGAGAGAAGUUCUCUUGCUAAACAUCAACGAACUCACUCAGGAGAGAAGCCAUAUAAAUGUGUGGAAUGUGGAAAGAGCUUCAGUCAGAGUGGACAUCUGUGUAUCCAUCAAAGGAUCCACACAGGGGAGAAACCACAUACAUGCAUGGAAUGUGGAAAGAGCUUCAGUGAGAGUGGAAAUCUACACACUCAUCAGAGGACCCACACAAGGGAGAAGCCACAUACAUGCGUGGAAUGUGGAAAGAGCUUCAAUCAGAGUGGAAAUCUACGCACCCAUCAAAGGACUCACACAGGGGAGAAGCCACAUACAUGCAUGGAAUGUGGAAAGAGCUUCAGUAAGAGUGGACAUCUGCGUAUCCAUCAAAGGACUCACACAGGGGAGAAGCCACAUACAUGCAUGGAAUGUGGAAAGAGCUUCAGUAAGAGUGGACAUCUGCGUAUCCAUCAAAGGACUCACACAGGAGAGAAGCCACAUACAUGCAUGGAAUGUGGAAAGAGCUUCAGUCAGAGUGGACAUCUGCGUAUCCAUCAAAGGACUCACACAGGGGAGAAGCCACAUACAUGCAUGGAAUGUGGAAAGAGCUUCAGUCAGAGUGGACAUCUGCAUAUCCAUCAAAGGAUGCACAUAGGAGAGAAGCCACAUAAAUGCAUGGAAUGUGGAAAGAGCUUCAGUCAGAGUGGAGAUCUACGCACCCAUCAAAGGAUCCACACAGGGGAGAAGCCACAUAAAUGCGUGGAAUGUGGAAAGAGCUUCAGUCAGAGUGGAAAUCUAUACACCCAUCAGAGGACCCACACAAGGGAGAAGCCACAUACAUGCAUGGAAUGUGGAAAGAGCUUCAGUCAGAGUGGACAUCUGCAUAUCCAUCAAAGGAUGCACAUAGGAGAGAAGCCACAUAAAUGCAUGGAAUGUGGAAAGAGCUUCAGUCAGAGUGGAGAUCUACGCACCCAUCAAAGGAUCCACACAGGGGAGAAGCCACAUAAAUGCGUGGAAUGUGGAAAGAGCUUCAGUCAGAGUGGAAAUCUAUACACCCAUCAGAGGACCCACACAAGGGAGAAGCCACAUACAUGCAUGGAAUGUGGAAAGAGCUUCAGUAAGAGUGGACAUCUGCGUAUCCAUCAAAGGAUGCACAUAGGAGAGAAGCCACAUAAAUGCAUGGAAUGUGGAAAGAGCUUCAGUCGGAGUGGAGAUCUACGCACCCAUCAAAGGAUCCACACAGGAGAGAAGCCACAUAAAUGCAUGGAAUGUGGAAAGAGCUUCAGUCAGAGUGGAGAUCUACGCACCCAUCAAAGGAUCCACACAGGGGAGAAGCCACAUAAAUGCAUGGAAUGUGGAAAGACAUUCAGUAAGAGUGGAAAUCUACGCAUCCAUCAAAGGACUCACACAGGGGAGAUGCCACAUAAAUGCAUGGAAUGUGGAAAGAGCUUCAGUCAGAGUGGAAGUCUACGCACCCAUCAAAGGAUGCACACAGGAGAGAGGCCACAUACAUGCAUGGAAUGUGGAAAGAGCUUCAGUCAGAGUGGAAGUCUACGCACCCAUCAAAGGAUGCACACAGGAGAGAAGCCACAUACAUGCAUGGAAUGUGGAAAGAACUUCAGUAACAGUUCGAAUCUUCGUACCCAUCAAAAGAUUCACACAGGAGAGAAGCCACAUAAAUAGGACAAGUGCAAAGAAGCAGAAUGGUUGUCCAAAGAACUUCUAACGACUAUGACUCAAAAGAGACAUGAACAGGAAGUGGAAGGGGAAGAAAUCAUAUAACCAUAGAGUUGGAAGAGACCUCAUGGGCCAUCUAGUCCAACCCCCUGCCAAGAAGCAGGAAAUUGCAUUCAAAGCACCCCGGACAGAUGGCCAUCCAGCCUCUGCUUAAAAGCCUCCAAAGAAGGUUCCACAGCUGAACUGCUCUCACAGUGAGGAACUUCUUCCUUAUGUUCAGGUGGAAUCCCCUUUCCUGUAGUUUGAAGCCAUUAUUUUGCAUUCUAGUUUGCAGAGCAGCAGAAAACAAGCUCGCUCUCCCCCUUAUGGGAUUUUGGCCUGCAUAAAUAGGGGCAGAGUGUCUAGAUCCAGGGAAGUCAUGGCACCCCUCUAUUCUGCCUUGGUCAGACCACUUUACCUGGAAUCACACUGUGUCUAAUUCUGGGCACUGCAAUUGAAAGGAGAUGUUGAAAAGCUGGAAGGUGUCCAGAGGAUGGCGACUAAAAUGAUCAAGGGUCUGGAGAACAAGCCCUAUGGGGAGCGGCUUAAAGAGCUGGGCAUGUUUAGCCUGCAGAAGAGAAGGCUGAGAGGAGACAUAAUAGCCAUGUACAAAUACGUGAAGUCAUAGGGAGGAGGGAGCAAGCUUGUUUUCUGCUGCCCUGGAGACUAGGACGCAAUGGAACAAUGGCUUCAAACUACAGGAAAGAAGAUUCCACCUUAACAUCAGAAAGAACUUCCUCACGGUGAGAAGGGCUGUUCGGCAGUGGAACUCUCUCUCUGCCCCGGACUGUGGUGGAGGCUCCUUCUUUGGAGGCUUUGAGGCAGAGGCUGGAUGACCAUCUGUCGGGGGUGCUUUGAAUGCGAUUUCCUGCUUCUUGGCAGGAGGUUGGACUGGAUGGCCCAUGAGGUCUCUUCCAACUCUGGGAUUCAAUGAUUCUAUGAUUUAAAGUGAGUAAAUCGAGAUAAAAAUCAGCAUAGAGCAAGAGUUUUGUAAAUUUGUUUUUCUAUUAGUUUUCUUAUUUUUAUGUAGGUUAUGUGUCCUUGAAUCGUUAAUGUUUCUUAUGUAGUCCUUUCUUUAAAAAUGCCAAAAUUGUAAUUUAUAUUAAGAAUUAUCAGAACAGCCUAUUAAGGGGACAAAAAUAAAGCCAGGAAAGCUCCAGGUCUGGAUGGAUUGGGAACAGAAUAUUACAAAAGUAUUAGAGAAAUACUGACUGCAACAAUAUUAGAAUUGUAUAUUGGAAUAAUGAUUGUGGAGAAAAUACCAGAAUCGUGGAGGAAGUCAUUCAUAAUAUUAAUAUGAAAAGAUUUAACAGACCCAAAGUCUUACAGGCCCACAUCAUUAGUUAAUCAGGAUGCAAAGUUUUUAUCAGUUAUAAUAGCCAAUAGAAUGAAUAAAUUCAUGUACAAGUAUAUAUGAAAAGAUCAAUCUGCGUUUGUAAAAGGAAGACAAAUGUCACGUUUGAUAGGAAGAGUAUUAAACAAAAUAUGUGUGUCUCAAGAGAGGAAGUUAAAAGUGGGGAUACUAGCAUUCGAUAUAUUUAAUUCUUUGAUUGUGUAGCAUGGCAGAUAAUAAGUGAGAUUAUAAAUUAAUUUGGAAUGGGAAGUAGAAUAAAAGGAUGAAAAGGAAGAGUUGAAUACAUUAUUUCUUUGCAACUUUUCUACCCCACCUUUCUCCACCCCAAAGGAGACUCAUUUGGACAAAUGAUAAAUACUGUAAUGGCAGUCAAAGAAAUUGACGAAAGAAGUUACAGAACAGAUCUCAAAAAGAAGAAGGAUUAGCACUUCCUCAUAUGAAAAAAUAUUAUAAAGCAAACAGACUGAGAUUGGUUAUACAAGGAAUGAUGAAAAGGAGGAUGUAGAAUAGUUAAUAAUGGAUUCAGGAAAAGUGGAAGAAGAAAUUCGGAAUAUGUUUUAAAAUAGUUUAUGAGAAAAAAAAAUAAGGUAAACUGGGAACCCAAUGUUGAGUAAUGCAUUAGAAAUAUGGAACAAAUACAGGAGAAAGUUAAUAACAGAUGGCUCAAUAAUAACCCCAAUUAUAAUGGAAAAGACAUUUCCAAAAAAUAAAAAAUAUAUAUGAUGGAUAAAAAAAUUAAGGGGAAAAACUUAGAUAAAAUAGGGGAUGGGCCAAAGGUUGGAAUGAAGAAAGAAAAGAUUAGGAACAUAAAAAUUUGAAAGGAAUAUCCAGUAAAAUUUCUAAAAUAUUAAUUGAAAAAAACAAA
Molecule: messenger RNA, 4323 nt
Organism: Anolis carolinensis (green anole)
Lineage: Eukaryota; Metazoa; Chordata; Lepidosauria; Squamata; Anolidae
Product: zinc finger protein 658B-like
Exons: 1
Coding region: 341-2071 (576 amino acids)
Source: RefSeq, a predicted model, not a curated record